Pomacea canaliculata is the source of this 645-nucleotide messenger RNA. RefSeq lists its product as uncharacterized. The record is from RefSeq and is a predicted model, not a curated record. Bases 119 to 484 code for a protein of 121 amino acids. The transcript has 3 exons. NCBI's taxonomy places the organism in Eukaryota, Metazoa, Mollusca, Gastropoda, Architaenioglossa, Ampullariidae.
UAUUGAUAGAUCACCGACUAGCUGCCUGCAACACGCCCCGAGUAGUCUCACCAUUGCUGUCACCACUUUCACCUGAGGAAAGACAAGAGGCCGCGAGUUCUCACUCCACAAGACCAACAUGACAACAACACAUCAGUUAAUGGCCGCCGCCUUCUGUCUGUGCGGGCUUUUCUUUCUUCUCCACGUCGACUGUGUGAACAGCUUAUCAUGCGUGAAUUGUACCUUCAGCCAACCAGUUUGCGACAACGGACGAAGCGCGCCAUCUAUUGUUUGUCCUGAAGGUUAUGGCUACUGCACGACUAUCACAUUAUCCGCUCUUGACUUACCGGGCGAAGGUAGGAGACGUGGUUGUGGCACCAAGCUAUACAUCGGUACGCAGUGCCAGGAAGUGGUUAUCUCCGGUUACCGUUAUACACAUUGCGUGCAAACCUGCACCUCUAACAACUGUAACGUUGACGUUAACGGCACAUCUGUCAUUGGCUAAAACGGACGAUGAAAGGAGGACUGCAUUUACUGAAGAAUUGAGACCAUGAAACAAGAUGAAACUGUUUCACUCCAACUUGUUUACUCUUGUUUAAGACUUGCUUAAGUCAUCUUGUGUCUCUAUUGUCUAAAAAAACGGAAGAAAACCAGUUGAAAAUCAAA